Molecule: messenger RNA, 1965 nt
Organism: Macroventuria anomochaeta
Lineage: Eukaryota; Fungi; Ascomycota; Dothideomycetes; Pleosporales; Didymellaceae
Exons: 1
Coding region: 338-1726 (462 amino acids)
Source: RefSeq, a predicted model, not a curated record
CUUUGCGCCUCCCCAAACGCUGCUUCCAUGGUGAGGCGCGUGUAUCAUGUCAAGUGAAGGACGGAAGGUAAGGUCACGUUGGGUAGGGUUGGAUCCGGGCGCCUCUCGGCGGAGUCUGGCCUGGUUCCGAGCUGGCACUUCACAAGGCGCUGGGGCGACGCUCGAAUCCCUCAACGUCGACUUUUCGGUCGACCUUUCAUCCCCUUCCCUACACUCACCUUUCAGCCUCAACACCGGGAAUUUGCGCACCUUCAUGCCACAACAGCACAGCUUCUGGAUACUACAGUGCGCCGGCAACGCUCCCUUUCGUUCUCAGUGGCGGGCAGGCUGAUCAGCCAUGGUGAAUGUAAAGAAUGUCGCCUUCAAAGUCAAUAAGCAGACACCAGUCUCCCAGACACCUCCCCAGGCAUAUGGCACGGUCAUCAACUGUCGAAAGCCGGGCGGCAAGCGGGCCUUCAAAGAGAUGAAGGAAGUGCGGUCGCACUCCGUCCUUCUUACCAAUGUUUCUGGCACCAAAAAGCGCAGACGAGAUCAGCGAAAGAGCGAGGAACUCCAAAGUCAGAUGAAAUUUAUCCCGUCCUCACCAGCGAACGCACAGGCUGCGCUAGCGGCUCUACGACAGGAUGACCAGCCCCUCAUCACCCAGAAGCUGAAGCAGAUCAAGCCCACUAGGUUCAGGAAGGGCAAAAUUUUAGAGAAGGGAUUCGAUCUGGACUGCUGGUUCACCAUACUAUCGUUUUCGGAUCCUGCGCAACUAUUGGAAAUGCGCCUGAAAAUCCCAUCGUGCUUUCGCUUCCUAAGGGACAACCCUAAGCUUUGGGUCCACAGCCGAAACAACUACUACGGGGACGACAUGCCAGGACCACCUUCAGGUCUGAACGAAUUCCAGUAUGCGCAUCUUCGACAUGGUCAUGGCUGCAUGGGUUGCGGUGCGCCGAGUACACGCAAGACGUACUGGGCAUUUCUUCGUCGAUGGUGUAAGACCUGCCUGCAGUCCAAGACAGUCAAGGAGCACGAUGCGUUGAUCAUCAUGCGUGCUGCAGGCGUUGACGACGUCAGUUUUCUUCGCAGAUGUCUUCCCUCUGGUGUCUUUGAUUCUUGGGGUAAUUUUGUUGGCGUUGGACCGGCCAGUACACAUUCACUUAAGACGAUCUACCUACUUUCGGAAGUGCAGAAGCUCGACAACGAAGUCCGAGACGCUGCUGCACUCUACCCGGAGACGUGGUCCGUCGAAAUACGAUCACGCAUGGCUCAGAAGUACGCUCUUGUGGACGACCGCCGCGCUUUCGCGCGGAAGAUGGAACUUUGGGAGGAAGCAAUCCGCAGCAACAAGGCCAGCGACUAUCAGGCAAAGAAGGCGGCGCGCAAGGCAUAUUUUGAACACAAAGCAUCACAACUCGAUCCGCCGAUUAGCUUGAAGGAGAUGGAAGCUUGUCCCUCCUACCGUCGUGCCAUCGCUAUCCCCAAGGAUCCCAACAACACGUCUUGGCAACAACUCAAACCAAAGCUCGAGAAGGAAGCCCUAGAGUUGAAACAUGGACGACUAUCUACUCCAGAGACACGACUAGGCACAUCGUCGGCAUCAGCUUCGGGUACCUCAACGCCGAACAGCAUGCUGGCCCCCCAGCCCUACCAGCACCCCAUACCAGGAGUACCAGCUCUUUUCUUGCCUCUGCCUCACAACCACCACCAGCACUAUCCCUAUCCGCAUCCACCUCCGUAUUGAUUCCUCGGUCAUGUCGUCACAUAGUUUUCUCAUUUGUUGUUUUUAAGGGUUCACAGUCGCAUAAUCUGGCAUGGAGUUGGUGGUUCAUAGCUUCGGCGCAAACAGACGGGGCAUUGCAUGCAUGGCGUCAAUGGGGUCAACAUUGACGAAUCCUUGGGGGAUAAUUUGGGAUGUUUCAGUUUGGUAAUUGGGUGGAAUGGUUUAUACUCACCGGCUGCCAGGCCGCAUCAAUACACAUU